Messenger RNA from Dunckerocampus dactyliophorus (ringed pipefish), 3470 nucleotides. RefSeq names its product tripartite motif containing 25, like (gene trim25l). Gene Ontology annotation, molecular function: protein binding; zinc ion binding. The record is from RefSeq and is a predicted model, not a curated record. The transcript has 16 exons. The coding region runs from base 170 to 2539 and encodes 789 amino acids. Lineage: Eukaryota; Metazoa; Chordata; Actinopteri; Syngnathiformes; Syngnathidae.
CCACCGACACCCGUUUUUACCUGCUCAACCUGCCAGACGACUAAAGCCCCUCCCUGCUCUCUCAGCCCGAAUUCUUAUUUCCUCCUGUGGCUCCAAGAAAAUCCUCUUUUCACACAGGUCUCUGGAUCUGCUGCCUUCCUUCGCGCUUGUGCUAUUUGCUUGUUGGAUCAUGAGUGGUAAGCUGUGGACAGAGGAGCAGUUUAACUGCCCCGUGUGUCUGGAUCUCCCCAACGAUCCGGUCACCAUCCCCUGCGGGCACAGCUACUGCAUGGGCUGCAUCAAAGACUUCUGGAGCAAGGAUGAAGCCAAGGGGAUCUACAGUUGCCCCCAGUGCCGCCAGACCUUCUGUCCUCGGCCCUCUCUCUCUAGAAACACCAUGCUGGCUGAAGCUGUGGAGCAACUCCGCAAAGGAACCCCAAGGUCUGAGGUGUAUCAAAGCAUACGAGGGGCAUUAAAAUCCAAAAAGACUCUGCCCUCCUCGGCCGUGCAGUGCGACCUGUGUAAAGGAGAACAGAGGGCAGCAGUCAAGACCUGCCUGGUGUGCAUGAGCUCGUACUGCGAGACUCACCUGAAGCCACACCAGACGACCAAAGCCCUGAAGGACCACGAGCUGAUAGCGCCGACAGGCAACUUGACCGAGAAGAUCUGCACACAGCACAAGUACCUACAGGAGUUCUUCUGUCGCCAGUGCAAGGUGUUCAUCUGUUGGCUGUGCACCAGCAAUCAGCACAAAGGCCACGAGAGCGUGUCCACCAAGGCUGAGCGCAUGGAGAAACAGAAAGUGCUGAACGAGAUGCUGGCUGAAAAUCAGCAGAAGCUCAAAGACAGACAGCAGGAGCUGAAGGACAUGAAGAAGAUGAUGGACGGCAUGAAGCGCUCCACAGACCGUGUUCACAGCGACUCGGAGAAGGUGUUGCUGGAGCUGCAGCGAUCAGUGGAGCGACUGCAGGAGCUGUUGGAGGAGGUGCUGGAUGAGGUCGGCCGGGAGAAGAUGGGCCAGGCCGAGGAGGUGACCGAUAGCCUUGAGGCAGAGAUUACGGAGCUCAAGAAGAGGGACACUCAGAUGAAGGACCUCACUCAAAGCGAAGACCACAUAUACUACCUGCAGACGUAUGAAACCAUGUGCAGUCCACUCGAGUCAGGAGACCUUCCAGCUGUGCAGGUAAACCAUGAAGCUUCCUUUGAGCCUGUCAGGGAUGCCAUCCUGGACCUAAGGGAGCGAGUGGAGGAGCUGUGCAACCAGGAGCUCAGCAAGAUCACUAAAAAAGUCAACGAGACAACUUUAUUCACACUGGGCAAUGCCAAUCGCAAUACCAGAGGUGGCCUUUUGAAAUUGUUUUCUGCGUUGGGGUCACGGAACUCGAACAACCGUUCUGCAGGUUCUUCCCCGAGCAUCUCAGUGACAUCAAGGAAUGCAGAAAGACGAGGACUGGGCAUUCGAGGGCAAGACGUGAGGAGCAGAGACGCGCCGCGAGAGGUAGCACCGAGGUCACCCAGACUGUGGUCUCGACAGAGGCGAGAUGAGCAAGAGUCGGCAGUGAAGGACAACCUACGACUCAGCCCAAGACCCAGCCCAAGACCCAGCCCGACUCCAAGCAGGAGAGAGUCCCCGUCCCUGUGGAGCAGGUCCAGUCAGAGUCAGGAUGUCCCCGCUAUGCCUUCUCAAACCCCAGUCAGCCCGAUCGGGACUCCCGCACCAGCAUCCACUGGAGCUUUUAGUCGGAUGGCGUCCAUCAGCAGCAUUUUCCGCUCCCGCCGUGGCAACGCACAUGUCAACAACACGCCAUUUGCAGGGGGGAUGCCGACUCUUUCUGAAACAUCGACAGAGGUCAACCCCAGUCUGUUCUUGGAUACGCCCACAACCGCAGUCACGAAUUAUGCUCCGGCUUUCCCUGCACUGAGAGAGAUCAACAUUGACAGCAUCCAGGCUGCAGAACCAAGAACAAGAGAGGAGUUCCUACAGUACGCUGUCAACUUCACCCUUGACCCCAACACCGCCCAUCGGCGUCUGGUUCUGUCGGAGGGCAACACCAAAGCCACUCUGCAGGGGGAAGUGGCGCCUUACCCAGACACCCCUCAGCGCUUUGACGGUUGGACCCAGGUGAUGUGCGGCAGCCCGCUGUAUUCCCAGCGCUCCUACUGGGAGGUGGAGUGGCGAGGCAGAGGCUCAUCGAUGGGCGUGGCAUACGGCUCGCUGAGCAGGAAGGGCUCGGACGCCAGGGCCGGAAUCGGCUACAACGCUCAGUCCUGGACCCUGGAGCUCUCAGACUCCUGCUGCUUAGCGUUGCAUGACAACGAGAAGAGGGACAUACCGGUGAUCUAUUCCCCCCGUGUGGGCAUCUACGCGGAUCUGUCAAUGGGAACUCUGGGGUUCUACGGCGUGGCCGAGAACAUGACGCACCUUCACACCUUCCGGGCAAACUUUACCCAGCCCCUCUAUCCCGUCUUCGGGGUGGGGAGUGGUGUCGGAGUGGGUCUGGACUUUGCGCUUGGACAGUUCAGCUCCACUUCAGACAGCAUCAGACUGUGUCCCAUGUGAGGGUGUGUCGUGGAUACAGUGGAACCUGUUUGUCAACAUAAGCGGUUGUCGACAUUGACAAUUGACUUUGUCCAGAGUCAUGAGGAGAAUGGGUAAUACAGGAUUUUUGUUUGUUGGCAUGUUUUUCCGUCAUUGGGGCAUAUUUUUUAUUUAAGAUUCUUGUGUUUGCAUAUGAUGUCGGUUUUUAAAUGCCCCAGUUUUCAUAUGAUUGGGUUUUUAACAAACAUUUUCACCUGUCUCUGUUAUCUUACAAUAUUGCGCAUAACAAACUAGCCCGUUUGCCCUGUAUUGUGUCAAUUUGCGAAAUUCGGUACCCAAACGAAGCACCCUCCACAUUUCUGACUCACCGUCAGGGUAUUUUUUUAUGUGGGACUGCUAAAAAACACGCCGUGAGGCCAAAGAAAGUUGCCAGUACCAGCAAUUGGAUAAAGAAGGUAAGAAGAAACACUAUUCUCUCCCCUCCUCCCUCUACGCCCCUCACUGUCUUCGCCAACAAGAGUCCUCAGUAAGGGUACAAGUGCUGAGAAAUGUGCAUUUAUCCAUCUCAUUCACCAUUUAGAAAUAUUUCACAUUGUUUUCUGUAAUUAUUCUCUAUUAAAUGUAUUUUUUGCUCUGAUUUUUGGGUGUCCGGAACGGUUUCAUUGGAUUAACAUUAUUUCCUAUGGAGAAAAUUGUUUCGGUUUUCUUCUGACCUUUUGGAACGCGAGGUAACACUAUAACAAUGUUAGUGACGCAGAUCAUAAAGUAGGCAUAGGCAACUUAGGCAUAGGCAAGCAUCACUGCACACAUAAAAUAAUUAUUUUCCCCUGCUUUAUUGUUAAAAAGAAACAAGUCAUUAAUCAGCUCGAUGUUGUUUACAGAAAAUUGUGCCAUGAUAAACUAACCAUGUAACAUAAUCGCGCAAACCCAACAACUGCCACGGCUGUGUCUC